CUUUCAACGUCCACCGGCAUUUGCCACCCUACAGUUCCCGACAUGUCAUUGACUUGAAGCGGUGGGAAGAGUUGCUUCAUGUCAAGAUAAUCUGUUAUUUACCGAGUGUUUUAUUCACCAUCGAGAGGAGCAAAAGAUCUUCGUUUCAUAAACUCGGCCAUGAGGAAUCUUUGGACCAAAGCAGGUGUUUUCGGUUCAGUGUCGGUGGCUUUCGGUUCAAUGCUGUGGUCACAGAAGCAAGCUGAGUCGGACCAGGUGGCUUCCAGUUGCACCUCCGCUGAUACAAAUCCUAGUUCUCCCUACGAACUCAAAUUGGUCCAAGUGCUGUUCCGACAUGGUGCUCGAACGCCGCUAAAGUCAAUACCUGGUGUUAUGGAGGUCCAGUGGGUGCCGAAACUCUUGGAGCCUCCGGCACACACCCACAUCAACUAUGAAGUGACAGAUCUUCACGGGGGCCCGAGACCCCCGGCUCCUGUAGAAGACAGCUAUCGUCAAAACGUCCUGAAGGGUGGCACGUUCCCCGGUCAGCUGACCACAUUGGGCAUGCAGCAGCUGUAUGAGCUGGGCGAGAAGCUACGGAGGAGAUACGUUGAGGAGACCCAUUUCCUCAGCUCCACCUUUAGCCCAGCUGAGGUCUAUGUGCGCUCCACAAACAUCUUGAGGACCAUUGAAUCUGCCAAGUGCCUGGUAGCCGGGCUCUUCCUGCAAAAACAAACAGAAAUUGUCCCCAUAUUAACAAUGGAGGCAGCAUCUGAAACCCUGUAUCCUAACUACCGGGGAUGCAAGCUGCUCAAAAUUCUUGCCAGCCACCGCUGGGCAGAGUCGUCCACUCUGCCAGACAUUGCAGCAGACCUGCGGAGCAUCUACAGCGCGCUGGGCAUCGCCGCUCACCAGCACAUCGACUUCAUCCUCAUUAGGGACGACAUGGUCGCCAGAGAGGCGCACGGCCUGGCCUGCCCAUCAGAGCUGGACAGCUGGAGGAACACAGUGGAGCAGAGAGCUGUGGACAUGAUCUGCCACGUGUAUGGACACAACAGCAGCACGGAGAACUUGCAGCUGUGUGUGGGACCCCUGCUGCACUCAUUCUUAACCAACAUUGAGAAGAAACUUGAGGGCACCUUACCAGAGCCAGACAGGAAGCUAUUUCUGUACUCCGCACAUGAUACCACUUUGAUCCCCUGUUUGAUGGCUCUGGGCAUCUUUGACAUGAGAUGGCCACCAUUUGCCGCCGAUAUCACUAUGGAGCUGCACCAACACCAAGAGACCAAGAAGCCCUUCGUUAAAGUGUCCUACAUAGGCCAGGAUCAACUCAUACCGGGUUGUAGUGGAGUCUACUGCCCCCUGGAGGAGUUCAAGCAGGUCCUCUCAGCGUACUCCCUGAGCGCUGAAGCCUACCACUCACUUUGUAACAGCACAGAGGGCCUGACCGAACCCUGAGCCAUUAACUCACGUCUCACCGCAGUGCUAUCCGUGACAUUACACGCUGACAGUAACCACACAUCAUGUUUCUGUUUCUUCUACAUCCUCCUCUCUCACGCCAUCCAGCCACCGUCACCAGGGAAAGCUUUCUUGAGUGUACAAAUCCUGGAUUACAGCAUCAGUUUACAUCACACUCUUAUUUCAUAGUUCCUCAUCUUCAUGUAAGCAAGGCAGUAAAAUGUUCCAUUUAGGUAGAUGGAUUUAAUGGUUAUGGCUUAUUGACAAGUAUAAGCGCAGAAUAGUUUAGCCAUACAGUGUUCACGUGAUAUCAGAUGCUUAGGGCAUAUCUGUGUCUGUUUGUAUGCAAUUAACCUGUGUGGAUGGAUGAUGAAGGCUCCAUGUUUUUCUUAUGGUCAACGAAACCUCUGGCCCUGUUUCUAAACUUUAGCAGAUGACAAAUACAUUUAUUUGCGGAGAUACUUGUUUUAGGAUAAUGUGGCAACAAUGCCGUAAUCUGACUACUGAUGCAAUUGUUCACAAUCAAAUCUUUCACAUUCAAUCAUUUCAUUCGUCAAGAGACACUGAUCAGUCCAUGCACUGGAUCUAAUGUUCGGGGAUUGAACAUUAGCAUGGAGGUGAAUGUCAUAACAAUGUAGAAUCUGCAGAAAUGUGAUAAUUCUGCUAUGGUAUGUGUUAAGAUUGAAACUUUAGGUUGCCUUCUUGUGGGGAUUUGUUGGCACCAUCAGACCACAGUAUAAUGUAUACAUGAAUACCUGCCCAUUAUAUAGACCUGUGUUACAAUAACACACAUUGUACCUCAUCAGCGGGAUUGUCCCGUGAGCUGCUGUUUAAAACACAGGUUUACAUUGGUGACUCAUAAAGAUUUCAAAUCAAUAUUAAGUCUCUUAUUUUUUGUGGGGGGGGGGGCUUACAUCACGUGUACUAUUCCUACCAGCUAAGUAAAACUUUAAUACAGGGAUUACUAAAGCACAACUAGUGUAGUAGAGUUCAAAUGCAUCAACGUGCUUGCACCUAUUUUGGAAGUGUGGUGUCCUCCGAAAGCAGCUCUCGCUAAAUACCUCGUGAUGAAAUGUCGACUUGGCAAUGCUGCUGCUCUGUAUGACUUGCUCUCCUUGUUCGAGCUCAGUUUUUGGUAAACUGGUUUGACGUGUAGAAUGAAAGACACCACCUGAUCCACAUGACUGACAAGACAUGAAUAAUCAAGAGCCAUGUGGACCCGUACAUGCGCACACGCACACACACACACACUCCAUAGACAACA
Anarrhichthys ocellatus (wolf-eel) is the source of this 2701-nucleotide messenger RNA. RefSeq names its product acid phosphatase 6, lysophosphatidic (gene acp6). The coding region runs from base 160 to 1437 and encodes 425 amino acids. Gene Ontology annotation, molecular function: lysophosphatidic acid phosphatase activity. Gene Ontology annotation, cellular component: mitochondrion. The transcript is spliced from 11 exons. Gene Ontology annotation, biological process: dephosphorylation; lysobisphosphatidic acid metabolic process. The record is from RefSeq and is a predicted model, not a curated record. Lineage: Eukaryota; Metazoa; Chordata; Actinopteri; Perciformes; Anarhichadidae.